This is a messenger RNA of Nycticebus coucang (slow loris), 1090 nucleotides long. Its product is annotated as olfactory receptor 52I1-like. The coding region runs from base 62 to 1090 and encodes 342 amino acids. The record is from RefSeq and is a predicted model, not a curated record. Gene Ontology annotation, cellular component: membrane. The transcript has a single exon. Gene Ontology annotation, molecular function: G protein-coupled receptor activity; olfactory receptor activity. Lineage: Eukaryota; Metazoa; Chordata; Mammalia; Primates; Lorisidae. Gene Ontology annotation, biological process: G protein-coupled receptor signaling pathway.
CAAAAUUGCAACCUUCUCACACAUCACUUUAUUCAUUAAUAGGAAAAGAGUCUCACGUGUGAUGCUUGGGCCACUCUACAACCACACAAUGGACACCCCUGCCAUGUUCCUCCUCGCAGGAAUUCCAGGAUUGCAGUCUUCACAUCUCUGGCUGGCUAUCUCACUGGGUGCCAUGUACACCAUAGCCCUGAUAGGAAACACCCUCGUCAUGACUGUAAUCUGGAUGGAUUCCACUCUACAAGAGCCCAUGUAUUGCUUCCUAUGUGUUCUGGCUGCCGUGGACAUCAUUAUGGUCUCGUCUGUGGUACCCAAGAUGGUGAGCAUCUUCUACUCAGGAGAUAGCUCCAUAAGCUUUAAUGCUUGUUUCAUUCAGAUGUAUUUUGUCCAUACAGCCACAGCUGUGGAGACGGGGAUGCUGCUUGCCAUGGCUUUUGACCGCUAUGUUGCCAUCUGCAAACCCCUACAUUAUAAGAGAAUUCUCACACCCCAAGUGAUGCUGGCAAUGAGUAUAACCAUUUCUAUAAGAGCAGUGACAUUCAUGACACCGCUGAGUUGGAUGGUGAGUCAUCUACCUUUCUGUGGCUCCAAUGUGGUUCUCCACUCCUACUGUGAGCACAUAGCUGUGGCCAAGUUAGCGUGUGUUGACUCCAUGCCCAGCAGUCUCUACAGUUUGGUUGGUUCCUCCAUCAUUGUGGGCUCUGACAUGGUCUUCAUUGCUGCCUCCUACAUCUUGAUUCUCAAGGCAGUAUUUGGUCUUUCCUCAAAGAAUUCUCAGUUGAAGGCAUUAAGCACAUGUGGCUCCCACGUGGGAGUCAUGGCUCUGUACUAUCUGCCUGGCAUGGCAUCCAUCUAUGUAGCCUGGUUUGGGAAGGACGCAGUGCCCUUGCACACACAGGUGCUAUUAGCUGACUUGUACCUGGUCAUCCCACCCACUUUAAAUCCCAUCAUCUAUGGCAUGAGGACCACACAAGUGCGGGAGAGAACAUGGGGCUUGCUGACACGCUGGCUCUUUGGCUGCUCCAUCCUGGGUUCAUGCACACAAUCUCUGUCCAAACCUGGAUCAUUCUUGCCAACUUCCAAGAUGCCUUAG